Messenger RNA from Ctenocephalides felis (cat flea), 2976 nucleotides. Its product is annotated as zinc finger protein 836-like. Gene Ontology annotation, biological process: regulation of transcription by RNA polymerase II. Gene Ontology annotation, molecular function: RNA polymerase II transcription regulatory region sequence-specific DNA binding; DNA-binding transcription factor activity, RNA polymerase II-specific. Lineage: Eukaryota; Metazoa; Arthropoda; Insecta; Siphonaptera; Pulicidae. The transcript is spliced from 18 exons. The coding region runs from base 1 to 2976 and encodes 991 amino acids. Gene Ontology annotation, cellular component: nucleus. The record is from RefSeq and is a predicted model, not a curated record.
AUGACAUUAAAACAAGGUUCGAUUUUGCAAAAUAAUAGUUUGAUUCCUUUUGGAUUUAUUGAUGAUCACACAUCCAGAUUCGUAUGUGGAAAAUGUGGAAGUAGCUACAAGCAUAAGAAAAAUUUGAAUACCCAUAUUAAAAACAAUUGCAACACAUCAAGCAACUAUGAGUGCCCUAAAUGCCCUUAUAAAAGUUGUAGAAGAAACCGAAUCAAGGAACAUUAUUUACGUAUGCACAAAUUUUGGAAAUCGACUGAACCAAACACUGAAUAUAAUGCAUUCCACGAGUUUGUUCUAAAUCCAUUAAUUGAUGGAAGGCGACCAUACAAGUGUGACAAAUGCGGAUUGGCAUAUAGUCGUCAUAGCAGUUUUGUUCAACAUUUAAAGAUGGAUUGCGAAAAUGCAAGAUACGAAUGUCCUCACUGUUCUUAUGUAUCUGGUAGAAAUUCGAAUUUGAAAAGACAUCUACUAGUGCAUAGGAAUAGUUUUCUUAAUUUCAAAACAGAUUUUCCACUAUCACUAGUUGAGGUUUAUAAUGCUGCAAUCAACUCAGAUAACUCUGGCAGAAUCCACGUAUGUGAAAAAUGCGGAGUGGCUUACAAACAUAAAAGUAAUUUGGCAAACCAUAUUUCUACAAAUUGCAAUCAGCUCAGGAAACAUAGAUGUACACUUUGUCCUUAUGCCUCACAUCUCCCAUGGCGUUUCGGUAAACAAUUAUUAGGAUACAUGAAUUCUCAUUCUCAGGCUGUUCAAGUACUCUCAUCGAUGCAAGAAGCUCCUGAGGAGUACAAAUGUCCAAAUUGUACGAAAGUUUACAAAAGUCAGAGUGGAUUGUACACCCAUAGACACUACGAAUGUGGAAUCGAACCACAAUUUAGAUGUUUGCAAUGUCCUUAUAGGACACAUCAUAAACAUAGUCUCAAACGACAUUAUAGACUGAAACAUAAUUUGACGGUGGCGGUUUCUUCUGCCACGGGCAUACCAGUUAAAAGUGAAUUGUGUUUACAACAACCUUUCAUCUAUCCACCUUCCACGUAUUGGCAAAAUUUUAGACAAAGGCCACAAAAUGCUGCAAAGCAUUUUUGUCCAGGGUGCAGACGACCCUAUGAGACCGCAGGAGGUCUCUAUACUCAUAUGAGAUUUGAAUGUUUACAACAGCUACCUUCUGCAUAUUGGCAAAAUUCCAGUCAGAGGUCAGCAAAUGGUGCAAUGCAUUUUUGUCCAGGUUGCAGACGACCCUAUGAGACCGCAGGAGGUCUCUAUAAUCAUGUGAAAUUUAAAUGUGGAAAAGAACCUCAAUUUUCUUGUGAACAUUGUCAUUUUAGAUUUUACCAUAAACAAAGAUUCUCAUUCGCUAGGGAUAGUGCUUUUUCAAAUUCUGGAUUUAUGACCAAGCAGACCCAGCAAUCUAAAAGGACUUUUCCUCCAGAGCAGGAUAGCAAUGUCGUAUGGACUGAUGAAGGCCUGAUGUACCAAUGCCAAAAAUGUUUAAAGUUAUAUAUGCAUAAUCAGAGUGUAAGACGUCAUCUGAGAUAUGAAUGUGGCCAAGAAAGACAAUUUAAAUGCAAUAUUUGGAUUCAAGAUUUGAAUUACUAUGGUUAUGAAGAAAAUAGUGUGUUUAAAAAACAACAGCAUCAAUGUAAUCAAUGUGGCAAAAUAUAUUGUAGUCGAGGAAAUGUUAGCAGACAUAAAAAGUACCAAUGUGGUGUUGAACCAAAAUUUCUAUGUGGGUUUUGUCCUUAUAGAGCACGUUUAAAAAGUGAUCUUGGAAAACAUUUUGUUGGCGAUGAAGAAGUAAGGAUUGUUAUUCUCUAUUGUGAUAGUUUUAAGAAUCCCGCUGCAAGAAAUUCAGGUUAUCAUCGUCAUGUAGAAGUGGCAGGAUUAUAUCCUUUUCAGUGUUAUCUGCUCCUAAAACCACCUUUAAGAGUUUUAUCAUUUAACCAACUAUCGUCACAGAUGGUUGGCUUCCUGCUCCUAAAACCAUCUCACAGAGUUUUACCAUUCAGCCAACCAUCGUCCCAGGUCAAUCGUGAUGUUCUAUCAACUUUUGUUCAAAAUAAAUCAGAAAACAUGUUUAGGUGUGAAAAAUGUAAAAGGGUUUAUAAACAUAGACACAAUUUAAUCAGGCACUUAAGAUAUGAAUGUGGAGUUGAACCUAGUUUUAAAAAGAAAUGCAGCGUACGAAAGAAAUUAAAAAUGCCUACUACAAAUGAUGACGGAUUUUUCCAAUGCAAGUACUGCUUUCUUUACUUCGAAACAGAAUAUCAUCAAUUUCACAAUGAAAGAUGUGCACUAAAAUUGUUAUUUGAUUCUCCAAAAGUGAAACGAAAUCCUUCUCAAAUUAGCAAAUUGGAAACCUUGAUGUCUGGAGGAAAAUCUAUAUUUCCAUGCCCAAAGUGCAAUCCAGGUGAUUUCACCUAUGAAAAAAUGUUUGAAAGUGAUAAUGAAUUGUUAACAUCGACACCAAUUCACCGCAGAAUAUUGGAUUUUGACGAAGUUUCAAUAAAGCUUUUACCACCAAGAAGAAAUUUAAUAGUUUCAUUUAGUGAAUGGGAUGAUAAUAUUCCACUCGAAGCACUAAAAGAACGAUUGCUGAAAAAAUCAUCGCAGAAUUCGCAAGAGAAUUUGUCACAAAAAUUUAGGAUGUUGUCAUCAAACACCAAUAGUCAAACUGCCGUAGAAAAACGUAGGAAGCUUUCUUCAAACGCAGAUAUUCUGGUUACUCCAGAAAAACUUUUGGAGCCAAAUAAUCAAGAAAAAUUAUCACAAAAUUUUAAGACGCCUUCGACAAAUAAAAAUGGAUUCACGAGUCAAGAUAAUUCUUCGAAGAAGUUGAGGACUUUUUCGAAAACGCCCAACAACAACAAUGUACAAAUUACUCCAUCAUCGAACAAGGCUGCAUCAGAUGGAGUUUCACCAAGUCCAAAUUCCAAGUUUAGCGAGAGUGUGCCCAAAACUGCGGCUUGGGUUUUAUGA